AUGAUACGUAGACAAACAAGACUUCGAAGAGAAUACUUGUAUCGAAAAUCUUUGGAAACUAAAGAUAAACAAAUAUUUGAAAGAAAACAAAAAAUAAAAGAAGCAUUACGAGAAGGAAGACCUGUACCCACAGAAUUACGAGAAGAAGCUAUUCAACUUCAAAAAGAAUUACAUUUUGAUGAAGCACAAACUGAACCAACUACUCAUAUUGAUGAUGAAUAUGCACAGGCAGGAAUUUAUGAUCCUAAAAUAUUAAUAACUACAUCACGGGAUCCAAGCAGUAGACUUUCACAAUUUUCAAAGGAAAUACGGUUGCUUUUUCCAAAUUCUCAACGAAUAAAUCGUGGUAAUUAUGUUAUUAAAGAGUUAGUAAAUGCAUGUCGUGCUAAUGAAGUCACUGAUCUUAUAUUAUUGCAUGAAAAUCGUGGUGAACCUGAUGGAAUAGUUAUAUGUCAUUUUCCAUAUGGUCCAACUGCAUUCUUUUCACUUCAUAACGUUGUACUUAGACACGAUAUGAGUAAUGGAAAAACAGUUUCAGAAGCAUAUCCACAUUUAAUAUUUAAUAACUUUAAUUCAAAUUUGGGUAAACGAGUGAUGAACAUAUUAAAAUAUUUAUUUCCAGUACCAAAGGAAGAUAGUAAACGAGUUAUGACAUUUUCAAAUGACACAGAUUAUAUUUCUUUUAGACACCAUACUUUUGUGAAAAUUAAUCAUAAAGAAGUAGAAUUGACAGAAAUAGGUCCUGGAUUUGAAAUGAGACUUUAUGAAAUUAAAUUGGGAACGGUUGACUCAAAAGAUGCAGACACAGAAUGGGUUUUGAGACCUUAUCAAAGAACAGCAAAAAAACGAGAUCAUUUAUAA
Molecule: messenger RNA, 861 nt
Organism: Entrophospora candida
Lineage: Eukaryota; Fungi; Glomeromycota; Glomeromycetes; Entrophosporales; Entrophosporaceae
Source: the annotation of a GenBank genome assembly